This is a messenger RNA of Xyrichtys novacula (pearly razorfish), 29463 nucleotides long. The record is from the annotation of a GenBank genome assembly. NCBI's taxonomy places the organism in Eukaryota, Metazoa, Chordata, Actinopteri, Labriformes, Labridae.
UUAGCUGGGAUUCAGUUAUUCAUUUAUUCACAGGUCCACACACGAGCAUCCCUUAAUCUUGUACAGAACAAAAUACAAAGUACAUCAAAGUUAACUUCUCAGAUAAGUAAAAGAAAAGUCGGUUUUAUUGACACACCUGACUGCAAUCCUCUGAAGCCUUGACAUAAGACAACGCUUUACCCAGCAGUCAGAGCGCCAGUCACAUUUAUGUCCGAAACUGUCAAUGAAUUGAUCAUAUACGCUAUAUUUUGGCUAGAACACAUUGCAUGUAUGAUUAGCCCCCCCAAAAGUAGCGAAACAGCAAAAACUUAAAAAUGUUUAACCUUAUUCACUAAAAAAUUAGAACAUACCGCUCAAGCUUUGGAAUUACAUUCUCCAAAUUGUAAACAAGAAAUUCCACAGAUAAUGCAUAUAUAUUGUGUAUAACCUUAUUUUAACAACAACAACAACAAUAAUAAUAAUAAUAAUAAUAAUAAUAAUAAUAAUAAUAACUUUAUCUGAAUAGCAUUUUUAAAAAACAGAAGUUUACAAAGUGCUUUGAUAUGAUGUCAUAGAGCACAUGAAAAAAGACAGAUAAAAACAAAAACCUCAGUAAAAACGGAAUUGAAGGCCAUUUCCAUGGCGCUCAGACAAUACCAGAAUCAUGCAACAUAAAAUAAGACCAUGAGGACCAAAAUAAAAAGAUAAAAUAGUUAAGAAAAUAGGAAAAUGCAAUUAAAAGGGAGGACAAAAGCUGAAACAGGAUAGUAAAUAUAAAAGGAAAUAUCAACAAUGAUAAUAAAAUAAUAACAGGUAAUCCUGAUCAUAAUAGCAAUGAUAAAAUAGAGGAACAAAAAUGAGUAACAGAUAAAACAAUAAAAGGCCUAGAAGGUUAAUUAAGAAAAGAGUUCAAGUAAAACAAAAGCUAAAAAGACAGUAAAGCUGAAAUAAGAUAAGAGAUGACAGAUAAAAGAUAAAAGAUAGUAUCACAUAAAAGCAAGUCUGUAAAAGUAAGUUUUUAAAUUUGACUUAAAAUUUUACUGCUGGCUAUUCCUUUUUACAACUUUUUGGCAGCACAUGAAGGCAGCACGACAGAUUAAUCUUUGCCAGCAGAUGGCUCUAUCUAAGGCCUCAAAGUAGAAGCUUGAGCAAAUUGUUUUUAUUUGUCAUUAUUAUUGUUAUUGUUGUUACCAUCAAAUAUAGAUCACAUUAUAUAUAUAUUAUUAUUUUACAUAUAUUGACAAUCUUAAAUGUACAUUUCCUGACUAAACUGAGCUCCUAGGAGACUAUCUGUAAGCACACAGACAUGUCACGUAGUGAAAGUCCUUAAAAGUUGAUAAUGUCAACGUUAACUCGUUAUAUGGCCCCCCUCCCCUGGGGGACACUACAGGAAUGUCACAGCCUAAAGCUUGUUAUUCAUGCAGGCUAUUGAACAAACGUCACAUGCGUAGCCUAAAUGUCAGCCGUGGAAAACUACCACUGGGGAGGAAAUAAAAACAAGAACAAACUGAGCUUUCCACGCACACUUCUGCCCUUUUUACCGUCCAGGGAUGCAGGAAUGUGAAGGAUGCUGAGUGUCCACCUGAUACACUGCUCUGCGCCCGGGGGAGGGUCUCCACUCUCCACUCCGGCUGCCAUAACAGGAUUCGCUCAGCUCGUGCAUGCAGGGAAGGGGAAGGCGGGCAUCCUCAGAGAGAUCUGUCAGGAACAUGACCAUCAGGGGAACCUAAACGCAUUAUUCGGCUCCGGUCAGAUGAAUCGACAGCUUCUUGUGUUUUGUGUUAUCCUCUAAAGGAGAAGAGGGGGGACAUCGGUUUGUGUGCGGAGAAGACAGGGGAUCGACAUCAUCAGGCGCUGCGCCGUGUGAGGCGAGGUCACCGCAAAGUACCACGGUAAGAUGCAGGGAAAACAACAACGCUGAAAUCAAGCCGGGCUACUUACGCUAUCCAUCCUUUUUGCGCGUAAACAGCGACUGUUCACUGCCCAUUAUUUCACCCCCUUUUAUUCUUCAACCCUCCCCGACAAUGUGUAUCUCUGAUGCGUAAUACUCCCUUUAAUUCCCUUGUAAUUAGACCUAUUGCGUUUCGCGUAAUGGACAUGUACGCUACGAUAGAUCUCCAGGGAGGGGGAAGGAAUGCGAAGAUGCGUCUACUCUGUCAAUACAGCCAUUCCUGAGCACAGAGCAACAUGGACCACAUACAGUAAAUAUGGGUUAGUGGAGCAAAUCUAUACGCCCUGCGACCACUAGGAUGCUCCAUGUGAUUGCUCCAGCUUCACUAAUAACCCCUUUUUACAUCGACUCAGAUACAAUCCAGACUAAAAUCAGAUAUAAUGGGGAAGGGGUGCAUAUUGGGUAUGCAGCAUCCUCACUGGUCUAGACUGAAAUCGCGAGGGGGCGAGUACACGUAGUGAUCAUGUAGUAGACAGGCCUGUGGGCUGCAUGCUAAACAGUGGAUGUUGCACGAGGUUGCAGCGAUAUAAGGGCUGUUUCCCACGAUGAUUAAAACGUGACAGACAUUUUUUAUCAUCAGGAUAUGUAGGAAUAAGAUGUUGGUCUUCGUGUGUAAAAGGAAACCCCAGAGUAGACAUCCAUAACCACACCUGUCUCAUUGUCAGUGUGGUGUUGAGUGAAAAUGUAAAGCACUUUCAUCUUGAUGGCCACAGCUGAUUAAAACAGACUGAUAAUGAGAUGCACAUUUGCUAACUCGGUGUCAUCAUUGCCUCAGAAUGGGAAACCGGUGGAAAAAGCCAUGUGUUCAUACAUGAAUUAUAAAUGUCCAUAACCUCAUUCACAACAACGCUACCUUCAGCUCUACCCCUGAUUAAAUGGCCCAGUAAAAUCAUCUGUUAAUUAUAGAAUUACCUCAGACCACCAUCUGUGGACUAAAUAUUGGACUACAUAACCCACAUCUAUUUCUCCAGAGGGAUAGAUGAGCUAUAGUUAGGCAAAGACAAGUGCAAAAUCUAAUUUCCUGAUGAUGACUCCAGGUAAGGAAGACACUGGCCUGUUUCACACUGUUGUAGCCAAGUAGCUGUAGAUGCAGCCCUGUGUAAACUCUGGCAUAUGAAUGCAGGACAUUGAUAUGACAACAGCUUGGGUAGAAAACCAUGAGUCACUGUUGAGUCAACACGAUCCACUUCCCUUGGUUACAAUGAUAUCCAUCUGCUCGGGGGAUAAUUCAGAAGUUGCCAUGGAUAUUCUGUCAAAUAACAGCCAUAAAGCUUAAUCCAGUGCUCCCCUGGUCUCAUUAGGUUUCAGAUCUGUUUGUGUUACUCCAAUUGAGACAUAUGAUAUCUUAAUUUAAGGCAGCCAUUCAUAAAAGAGCAGAGAAAUGAUCUCCACUCCAGAGUCAGUUUUCUGACACCUCUAUGAAGACACAGCCAGUUUGAGUGAACUGUAAAGUGUUUUUAUCAAUAUUUUCUCCUCUAAUAAGCUGUUUUGGAGAGUUUUCACUGCAUACUAAAAUAUUCAACCUAGAGAUGGUUUGUUUUGGAAACCAAGGCUUCUACCUUCACUGGCUUCUAAUUGAACAUUUUAUCAUCUUGAUCCCACAAUUACACGGUGCCUGAAAUAUUCAAUGACGUGUGCGAUAAUCAGAGGUUAAUUUAGCCGUACACAUUUUUCAGUAGAUACCUGUCAUGAUUUACUGAUCUAACUUGUGUCUAACUUUUGUUCGACUGCUGCCUCUUUGAGAGUUGUCAGUUGCGAUCGCUUCUUAAUUGCACUGCACUGUGACUGCAGACUGCAGCGUUGAUUAUGACAGAGUGCGUAGGAUGGAAAUUACUGUAUUCAUCAUACCUCUGGAGGUAGGCCAGCAAAUUUCUGCUCUGUAUUAAUCUUCAGAUAUGGUCUAGUUGUAGGAUCAUGGUCUUGUUUAAAUAGAUACUCUAACAAAUUGAACCCCUGACUCGUGCUGUGCUCUCUUUUCUAAAAUCAGAUUUCAUAAAUAAACUUUUUUGAAGCUGAGCUGCUUGCCACGCUCUCUUGCUAGGUCAGUGUUUCAUAAGUAAACCAUGACUUGCGCUGUAACUUGCUCUGAGGAGAGGAAGUGCUCGAGUUCUCUGAUGGUGAGGGAAGAUACAGGCUUUUCAUUUUAAUGAGAGCUGCUUCAGUAAACACCAACAUCGGAGGAGACAGAAAGCAGCAAACAAACAGGUUUGACUAAAGCAACAACACAAUUUAAUUUGUCUGACAAACAAAGUGUUUAAAGAUGAUCUUAAAGUGCUUUUUUUCGUUUCUUUUCGUACUUACAAGACACUGGAGUGUUAAAAAAGUGUUAAAAAAAUUUCAGUAUCAUCAUUAUUUAUUUGCUUUACACUACCAGCUAUUAGUGGAGAAAUAUGAUUGUUUGAAAAUGACAUGAUUGAAAAUGCUUCCAGGUAACAUAGUCCGUUAUCAUCAACAAUAGUUUAACAAUAGCAAUUUCUACUAAGGAUAAAAUUAAAUGACUUAAGUGAAGAAUAAAAAUAUAAACUAGAAGUGAAGAAGCUUUCUUUCAGCACUAGAAAGUUAUGGUGACUAGACGGAUGUACAUGCUCAUAAAGAUCCCUGUGUUUCAUGUGGUUUCAGAAGUAUGCCUGAUUCUUAUGUAGGACCAACAAGUUAUGAAUAUUUAUAAGGAGAUAAGAUAGAUACGGUGAUCAGUAUCAUCUUAUAGACACAAUUCAAGAUGAAAAAUAAGAGACUUAGAGGUCCAAAUAUAAGAGACAGCAAACACAACUAAUUUCAGACGACUUAUCUUGUGUCCAAGAGUUAAUAACAGGAAAAAUAUCACCUUUAUUAGCCUUCGGUGUCUACAUAGAUUCAUCCAUUUAAAUCACAGUUUGAUGUGAUGAUUAGAUAAUCUAUUUCUUGAGCAAAAAGCUCGCUCUAGCUGCGUCUCUUACUGAGCUGGACAAUUCCACAGAUGGUGAGGUAAAACAAGGUGAACUGGACUGCAUGAAUGACUUGGCACCACUUCUGAUUGAGUUUCUCUCCCCCAUCACUAGUUUUUUCCCGUUUACCUGUCCUUAAACGCCUCUGUAUCCCAUACUGGGUUCCUGCAAAUGUUUACUUCAUGCACCGGUUUCGGUUUUGUUGAUCUCCACGUCAUAUCCUGCGCGUUUUUCUUAAACCUCUCCUGCCUUUUAUUUGCUGCUUUUGUCUCUUAGUUUUCCUACAGUAAAUAAACUGAAGUCAAUGUAGCUGGACUUCACUCAGCUGGAGUUUGUGAUCAGCAAGUCAAGAAAUAACAGAUAGUUAAUAUGAUGUAAUGACCACUUAGAUUUUAAUACAGGUAUGUCAUAAUGAAUAUUUAAAUGUCUAAGGACUUCCUCAGGACUGGUUCCUUGGUUCUGUCCCUACAGUUUUAACCCACUUUUACUGGACUCUAGUGAAAUAAACAAACUCUUCCCCUUGGUUGAGCUGCAGUAGAACAAGUGCUGAAGCAGUAAUUGCAGAGAUGAUUAUCUCUUGUCCCCGGUUUCACCUUUACUAUGCCCCAGAAGUGUCAUUUUCAGAGUCCUCAAACUUGAGGCUGGAGAUUACUCCGCUCAUCUUCUGAUAUGAGGGCGUUAAAAUAAUAUUCCUCGGCUAUUUCCCUCGGCGAUGGCCUCUUAUUUCAUGGCAUGAAGGCUCUGACACGCUCAGUAGAGCGGUCAGUCUGGGUUCAGGACUCUUGUGAGUACGAAGUUUGCCUAUAUGAAGACUUCCUUUUACUUUAUUCAACAAAAGAUUGAAGAACUGUUUCAUCUUUUUUAGAGAGGAAAGUCUUUAUCUUCUACUUUCAAAAGCAGCAUUUUGUCUCGUCUUUUUGUCAAGUCAGAAACCCUGCAGAUCAAACAGAAUCAAAACAAACGGAUUCUGGGCAUAAAUCGGGUUUUUCAACCUGGCUUACAUAAUGCAGCCUCAGUGCGCUCUUCAGAUAAAGUAUUGUGAAUGGAGGUUCCACUGCACGCAUCUGUGUUAGUAGUUCAAUCCAUUACACAUGAAACAGCAGAUUUGUCAUCUCAGGAAACCCUGUCCUACUCUGGGAUAGAAGGCAUUAAUAUUGAAUAAACACAUCAGGAAGAGAGAAUAUGAAUAACAGGUUUUAGCUUCAUUUGAGUCAUGAGUAACGUAGGAAGUCUGAACAGGACUGAUUUAGGCAAAGAUUCCAAAUAUUAAUAAGUUUUAUCAAAGUAUAACAACUUAAUCUUAAAACAGUGUUUAGCUACAUUAAUCAGUGUUGUCUGUUGUGCUAUAAAUUAAUGAUUGAAGCACAGAAAGCCGGGUGAUGACUGCACUCCUAUGAAACUUUAAUAGCCUGCAUGUUUCUCCUCUUAGUCAAUGGACAGAGUGGCAUAGAAAGGAAGCGCUUGUGCUUGCAGUGUUCGUGCAUCAUGAGUGUGUCUCUUUAUUCUUUGGACAGAGAAGACAGUCAUAGAUUGUGUGUGAAAGAGAUGAAGACAGUUUUGUAAAAGUUUCCCAAACCACUUUUAAGGCAGUUGUGAAAAUGAAUGGUUGUGUAUAGAUGUUUUAUACCGAUUAUCAUCUACUUGAGGCUACAUCACAGCUGCAGAGAGCUUAUCCUCCCUCUCUGGAGUGUGUUUUAACUUUAGUGUUGCAUGUGACCCUCAUGAUCUAUUAUUAACGUCUUUGAAUCUCUGCUUUAAAAUGAACUUUUCUUGAAUCUACUGAGUAACUUUCUACUAAGUUGAGCUGACGUGCUCAGACUCUGAGAAAAAAGGGCUCUUCUGGUGAUUCAUCUUUGAUUGACAGAUCCGGUAAUAAGAUUAGUAGUUGCCAGCUGGGGGUCAAGGGUCAUGUGAACUAUGUUGUGAUUUUUUGUAUCACUAUAGAUUAUUUUAAUUGACCUUUUUGUGUCAUCUGUGUGUUUACUUUAUAGUUCCUUAUAUAGAGAGAAACACAACAAAGUGGAGCUUUUUACUUGACAGCGUUUCAUGUUGGAGAAGCGUCACUAUAAGGAACACCUCAUAAAUCUACAACUGAGCAUUACACAGCCAGCCUAACCAGCUGUAUAUUGUUUUUGUGGUUCAGGGUGAGCCCAGCCUGAGAAAAUUACAGAAAUUACAUCACUUGAGUCAUCUUUGCUUGGGUGUGGAGUUUUAAAUACACGGCUGUUAUCCUGCCAGGGACUUUCUAUAAAAGGGUUACAUUACAGUAGGUGUGGGAUUUUGUAGACCAAGAGUUUAUUCCAGAGACUAGAAAUCUGGAUGACACCCCUUUAAACAUUAAAUCCUGAAAGAUUUGAGUGAUUUAAAGACAUACAGGCCUUUGAAUUUGUAGGAUCUUGCUAUUCUCAUAUGCGCAGUGACAGAUCUUCUCUGAUUGAGUCUCUCGAGCAACUUCAUGUACUCUGUUUGGUUUAAGUGAGGGGGCGGUGCAGGCCGGAGGAAGAGGAGAAAUCUUUGGCAUUGAAAUCUGUAUCACAUCAUCAUAUACAGGCUGAGGAUGUUUCUUCAGCGGCGGAAAAUGUAAUACAGACAGAAUAUAAAGCAGAGAAACUUAAUGUGCCUGAUGUCAUCAGUCCACCCACUCCCUGCAGUGAAUUUUGCUGACUAUUGCUCAGAGCAUUUACACACCAUAUCAGCCCGACUCCGAGUAGACUUAUCACUAAGAGGUUGGCAGAGAAAAGUUCAUGUGAAAUCAUGUUUAAUGUAGCCGUUUGCGUUCACACAUGCAAAAAUAUAUAUAUAUAUUCAGGGGUUUUGUAAACGUGUGAAAGGGACAUGUGUCGGCUGGUGCUGCACUGAUUUGUGCAUUAGUCCAAUGAUGUUGAAAAUUUAUGAUCCGGUGUAAAUGGCAUGUGAUGUAAACUGUUAGCCAUAAAUCUUUGGCUAAAUAUGAUUGGCUCGGAUUGAUCCCACCACGUUGAAUAUGAUUAAAACCUUUUGCCAAACACAAUAAAGACAUCGUACAAGCAUUUCAACUAAUAGUGUUUUCUGGAGGACGGUUGCAGUUUUCCUUUCUCUGCCUGAGUUCACUUUUUCACCCUUACAGCCCCUUCACAGUAAGAUCUGUGUUUGUGACACUCUGGGAAAUGACUGAAUAACUCAACUGAGACUCAGAAAUUAUUAUUUGUGCUUUGAUAUAUGUCAGAAAACCACUGUACUCUAAUGAAAGCCAAGAGUGUGGUCAAUAUCUUGGAGAUGAUUUAAACUCAUAGCAGAUGAAAACACUAAUAGGAGUGUACAAAUCAAGCCUUUGAAAGGAAAUGAACCAGUUUACAAGUCUAGUUUUUCUGCUGGAUCCAUAAUUGACUGUUUUACUGUGGAAGCUGAAACUGAAUCCAUCUAAAUAAUAAUGAUUUGCCGUCAUGUCUAUUCCAGAAAAACUCACUCCUCUUUUUCACGACAGAAAAGUACUUUUCCUCACGAGUCCUAUUUCGGAAGUGCAGCACUAAGCCACAUCUUAAAGCUGCGUUUCUUAAGAGUCCUUUAACCAGGUUUACACUUCUGGGGGUUUAAGGGGGUGCUUUUAAUGGCAAACAUGUUUAUGUUCAGAUGCCAAAGACUUUGCAUCAUUAGGAAAAGUUGAGCAGAACUGGUGGUUCAGCACUGCAGGGAAGGAGAGGUGUUUUCCAUACCUUGUUCAUUCAUUCUCCUUCGACUGAGUACUCUAGUCCAGAUGGGUUAAAGUAAAUGACUCACCUCCUCUUCUCUGCUUUCUGCUCAGCUGCGUCACAUCAGCCAAAUGUUAACAAUAUGGCUUUGUGUGUCAUACCUGUGGGCAGAGGGACUCUGGGAGAGUAGGAGUAGAGAGGGCAAUAGAGACGUGCCUUCAUCCUUCGACUCAGACAAGGUGAUAGAAUAACAUCGGAGUAAAGUCUUUGUGAAUAGAGUGGAGCUCAUUCUUAGACAGCUAUGUUCACACAUUUAUUCAGGGUGGCAUUUAAUUAAUCUGCUGUUUGUGUAUACCAGUCUUCUGUUUACUGCCAUUCGAUUUAGAGGUGAUUAUUAUGUUAUCAGAUUGUUGGAAACAAAUGUGUGCAAACAUCUCGUGCAAAAACCGGUUUCUAAAAGCUAAUAUAUGGACAAUUAGUUUUGCAUGGUUGAAGACGAAUAGCUUGUUAAUUUUAUUUGUUUUGCAAGAGUGGAUUCUGUAAGUUGAUAGAGAGGAGGGUCUUUGUAGAGGGGAGCUUUAAAGAGUACACAAACAUGUGGCAUGUACAGAUCAGGUUUUUCCACAUCAACACACUCUUACCCAGUUAAUUAAACGCAGCGCACAGCCACUCACUCAGACAUAUUGUGCACAGAUGCAGACUCCCACUCACUCCUUCUCUCCUUUGUGUAUUCAUGCAUUUUAAAGAUCUUUUUUUAGUCAGCCUCAGCAUUGAAUCACAGAAAAUCUCUCUCUUUCGCUGUUGAAACAUAUAAAAUGUUCAACUGUGUUUCUUUUCUUCAUUUCUAACUAGCUCUGUAUUUCACAGGUUUCCUUCAUCCCCUGUCCCUUGAUUCCACGACCUCAGGCAUCAGCAACCUUGGUCGACUCUCCAAACAGCGCGGUUGUCGAUACCUUAGAGAGAAUGUAACCAGGAGAUAUCCUGAGGGUCAAUCAGACCAAGAGAGGAACUGGGACCACACGGCUGAUAUGGACCGAGGGGUCAACUGAUAGCAGAUCACGCUGGCCUUGUUUGGAAGUGUAAGUCCUUUAACCUCCCCUCUGACCACAAACUCAGUCAACUUUCCUUUCAGGGAAACUCAAUCUCUUAAAGGGAAAUGAUCCGAUAUUUACAGUAUCUCCUUGAGGCUGAGUGAGUUCAGACUUAUUCUUCUGGAUUGAUUCUAUAACUCUGCAGAGGACACAGAUAGAUGUAAAGGAAUUAGAAGAUGAGACGAAGAUACAACACCAUGCCCAGUGACAUGUAACACGUGUAUUUGACAAGAAUUGUUGAAAAAUGAUUUACGAGAGGUGUAUUUUGAAAAGCAGCCUCGUUGAAAAGCCUCAAUCUUAUCUGAAAUGCGACAAACUCCAUUUGAAGAAAUACCAGGGACUUAGCAGUCUGCACAGCUUCAUCUUUUUUACUGCCUCUGUGUACUGAGGAUGUCUACCAUUAUGGCUGUUAUCUGUGAACCCAGAAUCUAGACAUCUAUCUGCUGCAGCUCCUCUCCUCUCCUCCCCUCGCUCAUCCCCCCUUCCUCCCUCUCUGCCGCCACAUUUUUACUGAUAUGUGUUUGUGCUGUCGUUCCAUCCUUUUCCCUGGCACUUGAGAAGUGGAAGUGGUGGCUGUUUCUGGUUUUCUGGUUUCUUUUUUUUUGUGCGCUGCCUUUGUUCCUCCUUUCCCUGGACACACAAAGAAGAGGUUUCUUUAUCUUUUUUUGUCUACACCACAUGCCAUCCGCAAUCUGCCAAGCGCAGAACGAGGAUCUGUCUUUGAGGCUGUAUUGAUCUGUGAAGAAACUGAGACAUGAUUGGAUACAGCUAUCUAUUUGAUAUAUGUUGUUGUAUGAGAAACCCCCUAUAACCAGAACAUUCUUUACCUUUGUUAUAAAUCCAAUUAUUAGCCUACAGGACAAAAGCCAUCCAUUUCAGUCUGUGUUCUCCGUGUCUGUCUCAUGUUUGGAAAUUAGCAGUCGUGCGCUCUGGCAGUACAGCUUCCAUUGUUACAGUCAAGAAUCGUAGUUCAGCGAGCUUUAUGGAGGAAAUUUAUGUGAAUGUCUUCUACACAGUGUCACUGAUGGAGCCUACUGAAUAAUGUAUACCAUGUAUUUUUCAUAUGAAUGGCGAUUUCAAUUGCUCUUAGCCUAGAGAAGGGUUAAGCAAGGCCCCAGUUUUGGCCUAAACUAUCUUUUAUGUCCCUGAACCUGUUGUGGCAAACAACAACAAAUCACCCCCGUAUACUAUUUCACAUAAUAAUGAGUAGUACUACCAGUACAAGAGUAAUAAGUCUAAAGGUCUUCCACUAUGUACUAUCAUGGAAAUAUGAAUAGAGACAAGGUUCUAUAAAGUAUCUAUUAACACAUAUUCAAAUCUUAAAAUCAACAAUCUAUAUGCUUAUUGAUUCUGCUGUCAAGUCUUGUGACUCAAAUCACAGAAUUUGAAUCAAGACAGUGGUGCACAAGCACUUAAGAGUUGUUGUAUCAAGUAUAUGAAGUGCCAGCCAACAGGAAGUCACACAAAGAAGAGUUUGGUUGCUUGCAAUGAUAGUUAGAAGUGUAAAGAGGUCUAAAUUUUGUCUACAUUUUACCAGAAGAUGAAAAAGUCAAAUUUAAUUUAUCUUCAGUUGUUUCUUAUAUGGCUGGAACACAAACUCCAUGGCCAAGCACAUCACCAAUGUGCUUCAAAUGAAACCAAAAUGUAGUCCCUUUAACUACCUUUAGGUUGGAAAUAUGGGCAACUCUGGCUGCUGCAGUGGUACAGUCACCUUCCUCAUUUAAAGCAGCUGUGGUCGCAAGUCCUAUUAGUAAAAGAAAUGUGUUCUGAUGAUGAAAUCUGUGCUGGAAAUGACAGGAUGAAAGCAAGUCAACUAACUGAACAAGUAGACAAAAAGUUACAUUAUGAUGUGUUCAAGGUGAGGUUGGUAAAAUGAGGAUUGGACCAAGGUAAACAUUUUAAAAGUAACGCUAGCUCUGCUUAAAAAGUGUUGUUGUCUUGUUUUCUUUUAGCUCGUAAAGAAGUAUUUAUAAUGGACUCAGAUUUUCUAAGAGUCUUGAGGAUGGUAUCAAUCGAGCUUUUAAAUUGAGCUUUGUUUCUUUUGCUUGUAACAUCAUUGACCAUUGUUAGCAUGCUAAGUUAUAGAUUUAAUUAAAGACACGAUGGAUAAUAGAACUGCCAAACAAAGGCAUAUCAACAUUAUCACGGAGGACAUCAGCAUGUUUCACUAGUCAAUUGCUCAUUCUUAUGUUCCUGCAUUGUGCCUGUAUCCUCACAUCAUUUAGUGUUGAGUUUGGUGUACAACUUCAUUUCAUUUUCUAACUUUAUUAAUGGUGAUUACAUGAAAUGGUAGUCAUCUUUAUCUUUCCUUAUGACUAUGUCCUUUUGUUUAAGCUGACUGAAGUUCAAACUAAAGGUACUUUAGACCUAUUUUGAUGAGCAACAAAACUUAAUGCAAUAACACAGCUGCUUGAUUUGGCUCAGGGAUGUAUUCAUAACCCUUCGCAAGGGCAGAAGUAAGAGUUAAUGGAUAGAUUGUGAAUGUAAAAGCAGUUUAAAAUAGUUUUUCGGCGCAGAAAUUGAACUGAUAUCGGCUUAAUAUUUAUAUGAAAUGACACAUCGAUGUUGAACAAAUCAGUAUGCUAUAAAAGUGACUCGUGUAACUUUAAAUAUAACUUGUAUAGUGAUCAGAAACUGGUUUCCAUUGACUGCUGAAAAGGUGUACUCAUAUAAUCAUUUUGUUAUAUAUCCUUGUGAGUAUGCCUGAUUGAAACAUAUUGAGAAGGAUUGCUGAGCAAAUUAAUCAAGUAUAUGUUCCUGAAGUCAUCACAGAGAGCCUACAGAUGAGAGCUGCAGAUUUAUUGUGUUAAAUCAAAUCACUCUUGAUAAUAAAAAUACUGUGGAGCUGUUGUAGAUCGCCUCUAGUGAAUAUUGAUAGGGGAGUGUUGGAGGGGAUUUCAACCAUAUGGAUUUGUCUACUAAAGCAUGCAUAUUUUUAUAUACUGCUCUCUUAAGCACACAUAUAUGUAAUCAAUAUUUUAUAUGAGAUCUUUAGAUGAGUUUAAGCUGAGGUGAUAGUGUUGUGCUUUAUAUAACUCUAGCCUGCACCAGUUUUUGCUUUGAACACAUUUUUCAGCACAGUUCUUGUUUAAUUCAGCUUCUUUUUGGGUUAUGUCUUCAGGUCACAUCUGUGGUUUUCAAUCUCUCUGGAAUUUUUUUAUUCAGCCAGAGUAGGAAUUUCUCUUACCUGGGUUACUCAAGGUUUUCUGUGCCUUUUUAGGAAGGAAUAAAAAAUCUCCUAUCCCAGCUCAGGUUGGUUUAAAUUAAUGAUAAAGGUGAGUGAACAACCAGAAGGUUUGGCACAAGAGAGACAUUUCUAUGGUCGGUGUUUCCAUUUCUUUUAGUCUCGUUCCCAGGCUCUCAUGUGAGAGCCAAGGUGAGGGUAGAUGUUGAAGCGAAGCAGAACAGAUUCAUUUUAUGGUGCUGUGAAUCCUGGGAUUUAGAAGACUUGCAGCAUAUAUUACCCUUCUUUUUCUACUUACCCCUUUUUUUCUGUAUUCGUGCAUUAAGGGCACGCUCAUUCCAUGCAGAUUUCUAUCCCUACUCACAAAAACGAAAAGCAGAGUUGAUCAGGGUUUCAUUCUACUUGUUUGUGCACAAAUACAAACAAUAACCUCGAGGGUCAAACCGCAUGCCUCUGAACUUAUCUCUGCAUCAUGCACGGAUGGGAUGGUUUGCUUCUGCACUCUUGGCUCAAGUGAUGCAGCAUAAUUAAAUUCACCAGCACCAUUUAUGACAAGCAGGUGCAGGAGGUUGGAGUCAUCCCGUUGAUGCCAGUUUUACAUUGAACAGCCAGAAAAUAAAAGAACUGGAAUGAAUGAUGUUACUUCUGGUCUGAUAAACCAAAGAGGUUUCUCCAAGAGUUUUUGAUACUAAAUCCACUUUGAUACAAAGGUCAGAUUACACAAUAUGCUAAUUAAGCAAGUAUACAUACCCUAGCAUGCAGUACCACUACUGCACAAUGAAUUCUGUUUUAAGAACCCUAAUAUUUUAUUAACUCUAUUAAGACAGUAAUGACUCUGCUUUGCGUGAUUUUUUUCUGUUCUUAUGAGUGGUGAGGUCAAAUAAAAAGUAAAUAAUAUUGAAAAUAAAGCAAAGUUUUGUCAUGACUUACUGACACAUGAUAGCAUAGUAUUGAAUUGGGUUUCUGCUGUUUAGUCCCACUCUAUGUUAACAGCCUUGACAUAAAACAUGAGAAUACCACAAUAUGAAAUACGAUGCAUUUUAUUCCAACAUCUUCUGGACACUUAGUUAAACUGAGUUUUUUACAUUCAGUCUUUUUAGGGUUUCAUGAAGAAAAAAUGUGAUAUUGUGUACUUAGAGAUAAAAUCUGACCCAUUUUGUCACGGGGUAAAUAUGAGACAACAGUUCAGUUCAUGCUCUGUCACCAUGACUUUGCAGAAGUUAUUAAAAAAAUCAAACCAGAAAAUCAAAUCAUGUGAGCCAACUGGGAAAAGAUGGAAGAUAUAAAGAUUAUGAUUAUGAGACAGAGGUUUUGAUGCCAUAUCUAGAAGUAGUAACAAGACUCAUCUUCAUUCUUGCUAAAUGUUUGCCUCAGGAUAAAAAGGGAAAAAAAUCAUGUGUCCUCUUUGGCUUUAAUACUGUCUGAUCUGUCUGAAAAAAUCAUCUCUGGCUUCUGUAAAAAUUGACACCACUGAGGUACUCAGAUAAACGUGAAGUCCCUCUGUUGGUCAAAGAGCCACACUGCAACACACACCUCAUCAAACCAUAGAGCUGAAUUCCUCCCUUUAUUCUAAAACCAUUUUCUCUUUUCUCUCCUCAGCUGUGCAGGAAACAUAAACUUGAUCUGAGUUAUAACUUUAUAUUUGAUAGAAGCACUUAAAGUGACAGAGUAUUUCACAUUUUUUCUGUUCUCACAUCUGCUCUCUCAUUUCUUGGCUGUAUACUGUGUAUGCACUCUAGCUGCCAGGAGGUGACAGAUAUGCAGUGGCCUGUGCUGUGACCUGUGCACCCAGCAUGCCUUGCAGCAUAGAACUGUAGGAUGACUCUGUUUGAGUGAAUGUGACUUGCGCAGUGGGGUGGAGAGGGGAACAGGUGCCGACACUGUCAGCUUGUUAACACUGGAAAGAGAAUUGGCUCCUCCAACAGAGUGUGGCACAUAUGCAACACAUAGCCUUUGGCAGUGGGACGUAUGUGCAGACAUUCAUACAGGUAAAGUGAGAAAAGACAGUGUGCGGACAUGUGUGUGUGUAAUUCUGGGUUAUUAUUAAAUGCUUUUUUAAUGAAAAAUAGCCUCAUCAAGUCAUCCUCUGAACAUUUAAUAAUGUCAGCACCCUGGGUGUAGUAUUUCUGCAGGGAGAGGCUGUUCGAUGUGCAAAACACAGAACCCUCAAUUUGUUGUUCUUUAUAAGUUUGGACAUAAAUUUUGUUUUGAGAACAUUGUUACCGCAUUAUUUUUUUAUGCUCCAUUUUCUGCAAAAGCUUGAGGGGAUGUGAAACCCCCCCAGUGUUAUGUGCAAAGAGUUCUCUCAAAGAUCACAAAUUAGGCCCCUAGAUGACCCAUUUCCAGAAGAACUAAAUUGACACAAUGAAUUAUUCCUCCCUGUCUUGUGGUCUCUGUAACAAGACAGGGACUGGGAACAGAGGAUAAAUUAAGACACUCAUUUCUUGCUUCUUUCUUUUAUUCCAUCAAAACCAUUUAGGCAGAUUUUUCCCGUUUGCCCAAUUUCUUCUGUGAUUUCUUACCCCUUUAUUUUGAGGACUUGGGGAAAAGAGGACAGGGAUGUGAUUUUGAAGAAACUGGCUGCUACAUUUUAGAGAUAAUAAGACUCGAGAAUAAUGUGUCAAAUGUGUCUAUUUAACUCUGCUUUAUUUAAGGGAGAUGACAUAUCCUUUCUCCUGUUCGGAUAGACACUUGAGGAGCUCUGCCCCAAAUAAAUCACUAAUAGCUGCCAGCAAUAAAGUAAGAAGGAACAGUGAGAAUGUGGUUUGAACUAAAAUGAUGGUUCACUGCAGGGGGAGGGAAAAAGAGAGAGAGAGACAGAGUGAUGGAGGGAAAAAAGGGGAGAUGCUGCAGUAAAAGGAAAACAACACCAUCUGGCCUUGUUCAGAAAGCCAACAGUAUAACCUAAAUACAUAUGCUUGUUUUCACACAACACUCUAAGCCUGUUAAUCAAUUUUACUAUACCCCCCAAAUAAACACACACCCACACAUUUAUGGCUAUACACUGUAUUCACACAGCAGCCAUCUUUUUGCUUAGAUCUUACUCAGGGUGGGAGGCUUGAAUGCUGUUAUAAUGUCAUAAUGCUAAAGUCGAAGUAAUGGGUCAUAAAAUGUUGUAAAUCAGACAAAGUAUUAAUAUUUCCUUGUUUCCAGAUUAAGGUGAAGAAGACAGACAGCAAUAUAGAGACAAAAUUAGUUUUUUAUCAACCCUCCUUCUGUGUUAGGGUCUGCACCGACCUGUUUUUCUUUUUAAAUGCCUAAAAAAAACACAUAAAUGAACUUUUUUGCAUCAGGACUUUUAGACUUUGUCAGGAACCUCUAUUUCAACAAAAUAAAAAUACAAAAUUAAAUUGACUAAAUUAUAAAAUGCCCUUAUUAAAAUUAUGGCACUUUUCGUGUUAGGGUUGCUGUUGACCUGGUUAGAUUAAUAUCUAAUAAUCAGAGCAAAAACUGAAAUCAUAUGUGCACUGUCACGCUCCACACUGACAGAAAGAUCCUCUUCCAAUCAUGUCAGAUUUAGGAAAUUCUCAUUUUGCCGUGUUUUUCCCUGCACAAAAAACGUCGGUCAUGACCAGACAUGUGAGACCAAUUCAGUAUAGAUGUCUGUAUGAGGGGUAAACUGACAAAGAAAAAAAUAUUACAAACAAUAUUUUCAUGGAUAAUGAAGCCUAACAAGGUAACCAAGAGAUGAGAACCAAAUUAGAUGAUAGAGAACUGUUUUUAAGUAUAAUUUACAGCUGAUUUAAGACAUGGGUCAAAACCGACCCUUAACAUAGUGGGUGCGUAGUAAAAGCUAAUACAGGAGAAAGGUUUAUCCAUUUUAUCAGUGUGUGAUACAGAUUAUGAGCCAAAUGCUGAACAUGUGUACCAAUACACGUCCAAGGCCAAUAAUCUGUUGUUUUCAACAUUUAAGCACAACAUUUUAAUGGCAUUUAAUGAUCAUUCUGACCUGAGCUUAACAUCUAAAUACAACUAUCCACCGUGUGAAUACGGUUGAUUGGAAUAUGUUAGAAACCGGGCAGACAGUUCGAGCUUCCAGGCCGGACAGACCUGCACAUCAAAGACUAUACAGCAAAAUGAGAUGGCUUCUAACAAAAACAGCGUUGAGCUUAACUCCACUGCCAAAUGUCCACAGGGGAUGUGGUUACUGUCACCUGUGGCUUAAAGCCUCCUCUGUCGUUUGAUGUCUGAAUAUCAGGUUAUUUGAUAUGCUGCUGCUCUUUUAAGUCAGCCUGACAGGACAAGAGUGCAAGCAGAUUUCCCAGAAGGACUGUAACUGCUCAGCAGAGAGACAGACAUGGCUCUCAAGUCUCAUCAAAGCUGAGCUCUCCUCUCUGCCAUCUGUAUGCCUCACCAGGCUGCGCUUGUGUUUCAUGUUGCUUUAGCUCCCUCUAGUGAACAUGUGAGCAAUCACAGGGUGAAAUCUGUUUUUUUUUUUUUUUUUCCUUGACUGCUUUUAUUCUUUCAUCCGCAGUGACAAUGGUGUUAUUUCUGGUUGGGAUCUCCAUCGCUGUGAAUAAUUCAUCCCAUGAGAACCAAACUGCAGGUAGGUGUUGCAGUGAGAGGGGAGUACUCACAGUGCACACAUGGCAAAGAUAAGGUAGUGAAGUAUAGCUGUAUAACCUUUGAAAUUCCACACUUAAAUUCACAUAGUGUACAAUUUAGUGAUGGGGUUUGUUAUUCAUAUUUGUAACAUAUUUCUUCCAUUGUCCUUACUUUAGAUGACGUGAAAAACGAACAAACUUUAGACUAAUAAAUCCGUUAAAAUAUGUCUUUAUCCACAAUCAUUCAAUGAAAGCUACACUGCGUUGCCUUUACUAGUUUAAAAUUUUGGAAAACUUGAAUAUUUACUUUCAGCCUGGAGUUAUAUUUUUUAUAUGUUUAGCACUGCAACAGAUUCAGGUGUUUGGGGGAAGGUUAGCAGCAUUAGCAGGAGUUUUAGGUAAGCAGUAAAGCAAGGAAAAUAGUUUGUUUUUUUUACUCUGUUACCUAAUUAUAGCUCUCUAUAUAUUCAGUUUAUUAUAUAAUGACAGCUGUCUAAGGCAAUAUACACAAAUGACAAGCUGGGAGAAUAACACACACCUACUUGUUACCAAGGACAACUCUUACACAAUGUGUGAAGACUCCUUCUCAUUUAGUCACACUCUUAGCUUCAGCUCAGAGCCCAACAAAGGAAGGCACCAUCUUGUGGCUUUAUACAAGAAUGCAGUAAUGAUGCAUGGAUGGUAAUAGAUAUGCAGUAUAUCAGAGUGCGAUAGCAAAAGAGUUGAAAACAGCGAGCCUGAACCACUCCAAAGGUAAAAUAAAAGCUUCGCUAACACUUUAUGUGACGCCUAUCUCUAUAACACAUUAUAAAUACAUGUAUAAUGUGUUAUAAUCACGUUAAAGCACUGUAUAACUAUAUUUAUAAACACUCAUAAAUGAUCAUAAUGCUUUAUAACAAUAAUCACAACACAUUAUAAAGCAUUUUGUCAUGAAUUACAGUGUCAGUGUCAGUUUUUAUUGUUAUAAAUCCUUAUGAUAAUGAAUGAGUGUUUAUAAUGAUAGUUAUACAAGUUUAUAAGCAAAUUAUAACAUAUGAUAAAUAUAUGUUUAAUGCAUUAUCUAUGUAGGCAUUGUCAGUGAGUUAUAACACAUUAUAAUACCUGACCUUUUCAGUCAUGAUGAAAUGUUUUAUCAUGGGUUAUGAUUAUUGCUAUAAAGCAUUAUGAUCAUUUAUGAGUGUUUAUAACUAUAGUUAUACAGUGCUAUAAUGUGAUUAUAACGCAUUAGACAUAUCUUUAUAAUGCGUUAUAGAGAUAGUCGUCAAAUAAAGUGUUAAAGCUUCAAACCAGCUUCAAUUUUGAAGAAUAUUUAGUUAAGAUGUAAAAUAAAUGCUUUGACUUUUCAACUGUGGAGAUAGUGUGGAUCGCCUGCCAAAAUCUUGACGCCAAGCUGAUCUAACCAGCUUUUUGAGUUAAGCUGUGUAUUAAAUGAAAUAGAAAUAAUUUGAUUGAUGUGUUUUCGCUCCAGAAAACCCCACCCAUCAGGGUGCUCAUGUCCUGCCCUCAACACUGGUCAUAUCCCUGCUGCUUAUCAUCGUGGUCCUGCUGACGAUCUACUGUCUGAGGUGAAUUAACCUGCACACUCAUUCACUGCUUACUGAAUCAGGCUGUCCGAGAGUGAGUCUGUCCUUACUCUCCUCUCACUCUCUCCCUCUGUCUUUCUUCCUUUUAGCACAUGUGUGAGCACAGGAGUGAAUGUGUGUCAGGUCAGGGCAUGGUUGGUGGGGAUGGUUUAGAAACAGGCAGUGGGCUGAGGCUUAUGGGUAAACAGCUGCACCUCAACUGAGGCUGCAAACAAAAACAGCCAGGUCAGGUCAGGCCACAGAUACUCAUUCUCUGACCGGCAGCUUUUUCUGGACAACGACAUGAGGAAGAACAGCUUUGCCUCUCUCAGAUGGUUGAUAUUGGUUUUGGUAUUUGUUGUUUGCCUAUCUUAUGUGUUUGACAGCUUUAUUCUAGAGAUCGGGGUCAACUCAUUUUCCCUUUUUCAGCGCAGAUAUCUGCCCUUUUUCCCUUUCUGACGAUUUUCCCCCUCUCUUCUUGUCUUCCUGUCUUAACCAUAGGUUUAAAAACCACAGGAAAGCUCUGGUUACCUCUGUGGAUAAAAAGAUUCCAAAUGGCUUCUUGGAGGAACAAGGUACUGUUGUGCUCCACUCAAUAUAACCACCAGUGCAUGAAAAUAUAAAGCAGCCUUUCAAUUUUAUGUCUUUUUUUUAUUUUAAUUGUAGAUUUACAGUCUUAAAAGACUUGGAAAAUUUCAUGAUGUGAAGUCCAAGGUAGCUGGAAAAGAUUUUGGAAGGCCCUUAGCUUUUCAAGCACGUAGGGAGCCAUAUAAACUUUCACUUCGAGUAAAAAAUAAAUAAAUAAACGGAAAAGGCCAAAUUCUGAGUUAAGACAGUUUCAUGCAGCAGCAGGAACACAAUGUUUACGACUCAAGAAAUCAUUUUUGUCAUGCGCCCACAGAAGUAGGAAAUCUUAAUGGCCAUGAGGCUUGUUUUUGCAGGUGCAAUGAGAGCUUGUAAUGUUCUCUAUGGGGAAACGUUAGCAGUCUGACCGCAAUAUAUUCCUUCAAACACAGGAGAGCAGACAGUAGUCCUCCUCCCUAGAUCUCCCUCGCCGUCCAAGAGGUACUUCCCCAUCCCCCUGGACUCGCUGGAGGAGGAGUACCGGAUACGCUCUGCAGACGAUGGCAAGCUCUUCAGAGAGGAGUUCAAUGUAAGCAUAAGAAUGUGGGGUGCUGAUUCUCUUGUAUAUUCCGUAUCUGACAAGGAUCUUUGUCCUGCAAGCAAGAGAACAAGCACAAAAAAUAGCAAUAAAAUGUUAUGUUUGUAGGCUGUGUACCUGGAGCUUUAUUUUUAUCUCAUGAGGAUUGGGUUCUUUCUUUAUAGUCGCUGCCGUGUUACUACCACCAUGGGUCCUUUGAGGAGGCGAGCAGAGAGCACAACAGAGAGAAAAACAGAUACCCAAACAUUUUACCAUGUGAGUGAGAAUCUGUAGUCUGCAACUGGCAAUUUUAAUUCCACUUCUCACAUGGUUAGCCUGCUGUUUUAUUGAUUCAUUAAAUUUUAAGGUGAGGUGAACUGACUGAAAUAAAAAAUUAGAUCCUUGUUAAUUUACACGCCGUGUCGUUUUUAUGUCUUUUCCCGCAGAUGAUCAUACAAGAGUGGUGUUGAGUCAUCUUGAUGGACAUCUGUGUUCAGACUACAUAAAUGCAUCAUACAUAGAUGUGAGUCUUAUUUAUAUUCAUGCAUUUAGCGCUGGUGUUCAAAAUCAAAGUGUCAUGAGUGCUUUGUGUUUUUUUGCGCAGGGUUAUAAAGAAAAACACAAAUUUAUUGCGGCUCAAGGUAAAUGGAAUUUCCUCUCCUCUGUGAAGUAUUUAAAGUAGUUUCACAUGUUGCUGAGUUUAUGACUAUUUAUGCUAUUUUUUUAAACUUUUAACUCUAUUUUCAUCUUCAGGCCCAAAACUUGAGACACUUGCUGACUUCUGGCGGAUGGUUUGGGAACAGAAAACAGCGACUAUAGUGAUGCUGACGAAUCUAAAAGAAAGGAAGGAGGUUCGUCUCAGAUCAGAUCACGCUCCGUCUGCAUUUGCAUUCCUCUAAUUAGCAACAGGGUGAACUUUUACACAAUCCAUGCAGCUCCAAUGCUCCAUUAGUAAAAUCCUUUUGUAUUCUCGUGACCCAAAGUCAUAGGCAUAAUUUAUUUGACCCCCUUACCCAACUGAGAAUCUAUACAAAGUGUCACCCAGCAGAUUGGUUAGCGUUGCAUUAAAUUUAGCCUCAAAGGGAUGAUCAAUUGAGAGCUCAACAGCAGGUUUGAUAGGGCAGAAUAGAGGCAUUGGGGAUCAAUGACAGAAUAAUUGUUGAUAAGAUCCUGAGAGGCUUCUUGAUAAUUAGUCUGAGAAUCUCAUUAAUGAGUCGAAACGUCACACUGAGGAUCUUAUUGACUGGCGGAGUCGCACAAAGUCUCUGUGAUUGCCUUUGAAUUAGAUUGUGAAAUACGCACAUCAAAUACAAGUUUGGAUACGUACUCAUACAAUACACACAAUAGAUACAAGUCUACGCGUAUUUUCUGUUUAAUAGACACAAUUCUGGCUUUUGUUUCCUGACAAGUAACCACUCUAUUGUUGUGUUUGUCUUCUCAGGAUAAGUGUUUCCAGUACUGGCCAGAAAAAGGCUGCUGGAUGUACGGAAAUAUACGGGUGGUGAUGGAGGACUUCACCGUCCUGGUUGAUUACACCAUUAGAAAAUUUUGUGUUCAAUAUGUAAGUAAAAAAUCCCAAACUGGAAAUGAUCUAAAACAGAUGCAUUUUAGUGUUUUUAAACACGCACCUCUCUCUUAUUUGGCUCAGCAUGAAGCUUUAUUUGUACAUACACAUGGACUGAAUUUACAAUUAAAUUAAAUUAAAUGGAAACAUUUAAACUAAGCAUCGGAUGAAUUUUGCAUUAAUUUAGACAUAUACAUGUGCAAUAAUGGCAUUUCAUUUCAAUAAUGUUCUUAAUGUAGUUCUUUAUUGCUAAAUAAAAUUAUAAUCAUAAUAGCUAAAUUCUUAUUAAAAAUUAAUAAGUAAGAAAGCUGCAUUCAGAUAAUGUAAAAACGGAAUGUUUCCCAUGAGGAAAGUGGAACGUAUUAGUAAACUGUGAGCAGAUAGAAAAUAUCAUCAAUUAAAAAAACAACAACAAUAUGAAAACACAUUAAAGGAUAUUAAAGGAUGUAUGUAAUAAACACAGCAGGAUAGUAUGUAGGUGUAUUUAAUAUACAGUGUUUGAAUGUUUCUCGUCUUUAAAGCUUAUCUUUAGAGCUUCUUACACACUGAGUUUCUGUGUUUCUUUCUCUGUGUCUUUGACUGUUGAGGCGGGUUCCUUCACAGUGCACUGCCGAGCCUUCAGAUUACAAAAAAUUCACUUUGUUCCCUCUUCAUUUGAAGCAAGAGCAGUGCAGAUAUCCUCUCUGACUCUGAAAUGCUGCGACUGAGCCACAGCAGUGCAGCACAAGCCGACAGACCGGGUGCUUUAACAUUCAGCUCUCUGAACACAGACGAACCGAGUGUUCAACAGAGUGAAAGUAUGAUCUCCUGAGAGCAGAGCAUUCAUGAGACAUGAGAGCGUGGCAGAGGGAAACCAGUACACAUGUUUAAUAACGAUAUUCUGUCACAGAUAGCAAACUGGAAAAGAAACACAAAUUGUUCUGUUAAUUUGAGGUUAUUCUCCUGUAGGUAACAGUUUUGCCUUUACCACACAAACGUAGACAAACUUCAGUCAACUCCAUGAAUAAACUCUUUGUGGUUGUGUUUUACAGCAGGGCAGUGAUGGUCCCCGAGCUCCCAGGCUGGUCACCCAGCUCCACUUCACCAGCUGGCCAGACUUCGGGGUGCCGUUCUCACCCAUCGGCAUGCUGAAAUUCCUCAAGAAGGUCAAGGCUGUCAAUCCAUCCUACGCUGGACCUAUUGUGGUGCACUGCAGGUAGAAAUAUGCCGCAUGACAGGAGCCAAGUGAGGGCAUCUAAGAAAAGAUGUUAAAAUCUAGUGAGGGGUUAUUGAAAUUGAUUAAAAUACUACUCAACAAUAAAAAAAUAAAAUGUGUGGAAAAUGCGCUUUUCUCUAAACUUAUCCACAAAAAUACAUCCUGGUUUUCUUUUGUUUAGCAUUUAAUUGAAUGUUAAAUGUUGUAAGAGACAAAAACAACAAAAUAUGAAAAAAAAAUCUGUGCAAGGGUGCGGACUAGGCCUCAAACUGUCUUGAAAUAAAGUGACAAACUCUCAUUUUCAUCCUGGGAAAUUCACCAGAAAGUAGAUUUUUUUGUCGUCCCCUUAAAUCCCAUACAAAAGUUAAAUUUUUGCAAAACCAAGUGAUCUUAAACAAUAUUUACAUAUUCUAUAAGCGUUGAAGAUUAAGUUUGCUCUUCUUAUACAUAAUCACACACCUUAACAUGAUGAGGAAUAUAUAUUUUUUCAGACAUGACCAAAACUCUUCACAGUGGUUGUUGCCCGCCUGCUCACUCACUUUUAUCCUCAUUUGAUUUGACUUGCUUAAAAGGUCAAAAGUGAAUCGCUUUUGCAGAUUCCUCAAAAAUGAUGUUAAAUACACUAAAACGAGAGCCUUUUAAGAGGGUAAAAUGUGGUAUGUGUGUAUGUUAUUCUGGCCCGCUGGUAUUUAUCCUGACUAAAGUAAUCUGUAGCCGAUUGUAGCAACUGCAGCAACAGGUGCUCAGGGAGAGGGACUGUUGUUCUUGAAAGGGGCCCAUUGAAGAGGCUUCAACACCCCGCUGUGGAAUCCUUGCUCUGCGCUCCCUGAGGUGCCGUCCGUUGAAAUGACCCCUGUAAAUCUAUUAGGAAUGGGUCUGAGCGCUUUUACACAUGCUUUGGGCUGUCCACAAGUGAUGUCUAUGUUAAGAACACAGGGGCGGUAUAGAAAUACACGACAAAAAAAUGAUACCUGGUAUUCUGGACUUGAGUUUUAAAAAAAAAACGAAGGUGCUUUUCUGUUACUUUUUAAAGUUUUUAUGUCCAGAGUUUUUAUUCACUUUCGUAGCUGAACGUGACUUUUAGUUCCAGAGAAAGACCUCGUGUCAUGUUGUUUGUGUUACCACAGUGCCGGGGUUGGGAGGACCGGCACGUUCAUUGUCAUUGACAGCAUGAUCGACAUGAUGCACAUGGAACAGAGGGUGGAUGUCUUCGGCUUUGUGAGCAGAAUACGAGAGCAGCGCUGUCAACUCAUCCAGACAGAUGUAAGUGUUGACCCUCUCCGACCUGUUGUUCUUUGGACUGACAGCUCCACUCGCUGCUCUGGUCGCGGCAUAAACAAGCGAGGACAUGGAAAAACAAGCAUGUCUGUGAUGCAAAAAUACAAGGAAAUAGUUUGGCAAACUCCUUCUACCUUUUUCUCCUACUUGACUUCAUGUGUCUCUCUCCUUCCUCAGAUGCAGUACUCCUUCAUCUACCAGGCUCUGCUGGAGUACUAUCUGUAUGGAGACACAGAGCUAGAUGUGUGCUCUCUGGAGGGCCAUCUGCAGAGGCUUCACAACACCAGGGCUCCCCACGACAGGCUGGGCCUGGAGGAGGAGUUCAGGGUAGGAAGAAAGAGGCACACUCUUGAACAUUUUCAGUCUGUAAUGAAUCGUCCCCAUCACCCCGCACCCUGCACGGGUGUAUUUUCAUGGAGAACUUGCCCAGGGUGCCACUCCUGGCGAUAACAACAUAAAUAACAAUGCUUUGUAUCCACUAAAAUGUUAUAAGGCACCACCAUCUGCUGCACAGGAUUUUGGUAGCUGGCUGAAAAUUUGCUGCAAGAAAGUACCUCACAGUUCAUACACACAGAAUCAAAUAACUCCCCUCUCUUCUUCUCCUUCUUCUUCUUCUUAUCAUCUUUUCCUAAUAAGAACUGUUUUUUGUUCUUUUACUUGUUGAAUCUUUUAGGGUAUUAUCCGUCCUCCAGUUUUUUUAGCUUCAAAAACACACUCAACUUCAGAAGCCCUGUACUGAUCAAAACUAAGUUUCUGAUCAAUCAGUUCACUUGUGUUUUCCCCCUUCCAUCAGAAGCUGACCAACGUGCGCAUAAUGAAGGAGAACAUGAGAACUGGGAACCUUCCUGCCAACAUGAAGAAGAACCGUGUGCUUCAGAUCAUUCCAUGUAAGGACCGCGCUUAUACUCUGAUCACUUUCAUAAUACAUCACUUCCGAGAAACAUCAAAGUAACGCACGAGUGGUGGUUUUAAAGAUGCCGUACACAGAUAUCUGUCUAAUGGGGGCGUUGUGUGAUCAGUGACAUUUAAAUCAGGCCUGUUUUUGGCUUCAAGUUUGGACCAGAGUGGGAAAGAAAAAAAAAAAACAAGGGUUGAACUUUUUAUGGUGUAAACCGAUAUUGGCUCUGGCGUGUUUGGCCUUAAUAACACAGCUAAAGUUUUACUUAGCUGUUUUUCUUUCCAUCAGCCUCUUCAAACUUUUAUUUUAUUAGGAAUCACUUGUGGAAAGUUUCAUUUCCCUUUUUUCUUUUGCAGAUGAUUUCAACCGAGUAAUACUCUCAGUGAAAAGAGGACAGGAGUUCACCGACUACAUCAAUGCCUCCUUUAUUGAUGUAAGCACUCCCUCCUGACCCCCUGUAUAGAUUUCCCAUAAAAGUAUAUAUAAAGCUCAUUGUUUCCGUUACAAACAAUGCAAAAUAUUAUGUUUGCCGCACUCUCAAGUGUUGUUUACCGGAUGAUCUGCCCUCCAGGGCUACAGGCAGAAGGACUAUUUUAUCGCAACCCAGGGCCCCCUGUCUCACACAGUGGAGGACUUCUGGAGGAUGGUGUGGGAGUGGAGGUGUCAUUCAAUCGUUAUGCUCACCGAGCUCAAAGAGAGGGAGCAGGUACAGUAUGCUGCUCCUGCAAGAGUACAGGCUGAAAAGUAGAGUUGCACAAAAAAAAAAGAGGAAAAAAAAAUCUUUUUCAUGCGGUUAUUUCAUUGUCUUAUUUUUUUCUGACAGCCUGUGUAUGUAUUUAACGGUUUUGUAUUGUUUUUAUGGUUCACAGUGAAAAUGUAAGGGCAAAACUCGGACAUAAAUCAGUCAAAUGUAGCCUAAUUGCAUUUCCAUCUGACCUCUCUCCAACCAGGAGAAGUGUUACCAGUACUGGCCAUCAGAGGGCAGUGUUACAUUUGGGGAUUAUGGUGUGGAGCUGACUGGAGAUACACAGUGUGAAACCUUCACGCUCAAAGACAUGGUGCUCACCUACAGACCGGUGCGUUAAUCUUUCAUAUUUCAAAAAAAAUAAAUUAAAACUUUUUAAAUCACGACAUUUUUUUUCUGCUAAUUUUUCAGAAUAAAAAGGAAAAAAAAAAAGAAUUUAAUCUGAACUUUUAAUGUAUGAGAAUAACAGAGAAAGCCCUUCAUCUCACCAGGAAAAGCAGUCACAACACGUCCGACACUUCCACUUCCACGGAUGGCCUGAGAUCGGGAUACCAGCCGAAGGGAGAGGGAUGAUUGACAUUAUCGCCGCUGUGCAGAGGCAGCAGCAGCAAUCUGGAAACCGUCCAAUAAUUGUUCACUGCAGGUGGGGACCUUCAUUUUGACAAAUCUGAAGCACUAUUUGAGUUUUCAAAUAAAAAUUAUAGACAGCGUGUCAGAUAUAUCUUUGUCCACUGCUGCUUUUAAUACAACCUCUCCCGUUUUCACUCUAAUUUUAUUACCUGGCCGUUCAAAUCUCUCUGACUGAUAUUGGGGGGAAUUUCAAUUUUUCUUACGUCUGUUACAAUAAAUUUAACAUUUUGCCUCAGUAGACCUGGUGUUCUCUGCCUAAACCACUUAUGUGAUCCCUUAUAAAGACUUAGCAGUGAAAGCUUUGAUCAGAACCUAGCUUCAGGUGAAGUGAUUCUAAAGCAGCAUGCCCCUGUGGGAUUGAUCCAAUCCACUGAUUCACAGUCAAUUAAAACCUCUCAAAGUGAAAUCUCCUCUGACUCCCACUAUGAUUAAUCUGAUAAGAUGAGCUAACGACAGGAAAUGGUGUCAUCACUCUCUUCUAUUCCUUCAUCACCACUUGUCUAAGAAGGGCUUUUUAAAGCUUUUUCUCUGCCCAUGGGAAAUGGGGCUAACCCGAUGCAAUCCCAAAUGUCUCUCUACACUUCUCUUCCGAAUCGCACAUCACUCUCACACUCUCCCCGCUCUCUCUCUCUCUCUCUCCAUCCCACCAUCAUUGUAAACAUUGACUCAGUCAAACACUGAGCUUCCAAACUGAUUAGUGUUAGCGUUUGGAUUAGCCUCUCUUUAAGUGGGGAUGAUUAUUAGCACUAUUACACAAAGGUCACCUUUUCUCUCGCAAACUUCUUUCACUCAGAUGGAAUAAGGAAAUGCAGCUGAAAUAAGAGUUUCACUGCAGUGUUUUUCAGAGGAGGAAGUGAAAAUGUUAAAUCUCUCCUUCCACAUCUGAGCUAGGAUUUCAGAUGUUUCUGCAGCUCUUCAACAGAUCUCACAUUUUUCAUGCAGUGCGUGUGUUAUGUGAUGUGGUUGCUGAUGGUUUUCUUGUUUUUUGUUUCAGUGCUGGUGCAGGUCGGACUGGCACCUUCAUCGCCCUCAGUAAUAUUCUGGAGAGGGUGAAAGCUGAAGGCCUCCUGGACGUUUUUCAGACAGUCAAGAGUUUACGCAUGCAGAGACCACACAUGGUUCAGACUGUGGUAGGUGGAAAAGGAGAUGAUAUCAAAGCUGCUGUGCACAAACUGUUCCCAUUUGUGCUUUUCUGAAACCAUUUCUGCACAUUUUCACUCACUAACACUUUUUCCUUUUUUAUUUUUUUGCUUUUUCCUUCCAGGAGCAAUACGACUUCUGCUACAGAGUGGUACAGGAUUUCGUCGACAUCUUCUCAGACUACGCCAAUUUUAAAUAAUAGAGGCUGUUGUGUUUACGUAUGUCGAAUCAACUUAUGCAUUUUUGUCUGAAUGUUAUUUUUUAAAGCAAGCCCUUUUUACAUUUUGCACUUGAUAACAGAUUUAAAAUAUUGUAACAUAUUGUAAUAUAACAGAGACCAUCUGAGCUUCAGGAGAGUCCGUCUCUAUCAGGAAGGUUUGAUCUUUAAGUUUGUAAAAUAUACCCACCAUGACGGCUGAGUUAAAAUAAAGUUUCAUGUUGCACAUUUACAACAUUAUGAGGGUCAACAAAGUGUUUAAAAGGGAAUUUAAAACUGUAAUCCAACUAAAUCUAUAAAACGGAUGUGUAUAUAUUGUAGUACAUAUUGCUUACUACCUGACAUUCAUCACUGAUGUGUCGUAGAGUGAGUGCAUCUCUUUUGUUUUUGCUUGGAUUUGUUACAGACCACACUGCCUUUGGUCUCGGUCUUGUAUUUUAUGCUGCCCACUUAACAUGUUUGAUUGCUAUGAGGAGAAUAAUUGUGUGUUUUAUAACUAGGGUAAUAUGAUUAAUGCUUAAUGUGCUGUCUGACAUGUGUGAAUAAUAUUUAUGAUCUACUUUUGGCUCCGACAAAAACACAAAACUCCAGAUUCAUUUCAUUCUGCAAUAUACUGCAAAUGACUUCACUUCUGUCUGUGAAUAACUUAACAGCUGCUGCCUGUUGCAAUUUCAUUCAACUUCAACAACUUUCUUCUGUUGCCUGUGGCAAUAUUACUGAGUAGAUUGGCGCCUGACGCUGCAAAAUGCAAUUAGCCCACAUUGGAACAGGCAGAAAAUAAUGUCGAAGUACAUGAAUCCAAAUGUCUCAUUCUUACGAACGUUUCACAGCCAAGCUUCACCCUACUUGAAAGAAAUCACAUUUUUAUUCACAUUAACUUAACACUUGCAUGUUUGCAUAAAUCAGUGCCAUAAUGAUUGGAAGGACACUUCUAAUCAUGACAGACUUGUCACCAAGUGACACAAUUUUAAUACAGAUAUACCAGAUAUUUAUGUUUAACCUAUAAUAUAAUAUACACAUUUUUAAAAGUGUAUCCUUUGCCCUGUAUGGAGCAUCUUUGUACAAACACUUCUCAGAAUAAUAUAAGGAUAAGAAAUGUACAAUAAUACUAGUUAAAACAAGUGCGUAAGAUGCAGUGGAGAAAAUCAAAAAUACAUAAAUCAUUGUUUCGAUGAAAGUGUCGCAGUCGAACCUUGUUCAUCCUGAGGAGCUAAGAUUGUCUGGAGCUGUGAUUUAAUAUCAAGAGCCAGUAUUCAGCCAAAAUAUGAAAUAUGCAUGUAAUGGCAUUUUCACAUAUUUUGACUAUAGUCUUAGUUUCAUAUUUAAACAAGGGGAACCCAACAUUGCUGCAAAAUCAAAAGCAUAUAUUUUUGCAAGGCUUCUGCAUACUUCUUUUUAGAAGAGUAAGUUUGGGAGAAAAACUUUCUACUCUGUUUGUACUUCCACUGUUACAAAGUCAUCGGGUUGGUUUCUACAUGACACGCUGCUUGUUUUGUUGAACAUUGUACAUACAUUCCUGUGCUCACUCAGUUAAGUGCAUUGUUGACUUCAUUUUAAUGUGUUUUCAUGCUGAAAGAAUAAGACAUAAGGGUGGUGACAGUGCGGCCUUGCAGCUGAUGUAACAUACACGCACAAGCAUCUUGUUUCAAUGAUGUUUCUGCCUUUUCGAUCUGUACCAAUCUGAACUGCUGUUUGUUUGCUAAAAGCUGAUUUCAAUAAAUUAUGAAUAGAAAGAAAUGACAGGUUUCAUCA